AUGCGUCUUGCUGUACGCUUGCUGCGUCCAGCAGCCAAUCAAAACGUAAAGAAUCCCAAACUUUGGCAAGAUCCCGUGCUUGGAUACUUCGAAACUCACGGUAAAACCGAGUUUCUUCCUGGAGAACAAUACAACUUGACAGACGACGAGAAGAAAGCAGUUCUUUGGAGGUAUCGUGUGAAAGAGAUUCUCAAGAAGGAAUAUCUACGUCGUGAAUACGAUCCUCACAAUUUCAAAUACAAGGAGGGUGUGGUGAUGGAUCCUGCCAUGUUCCGUUGGUAUUCGGCUGACAUGACACAGGCAGAAUUCUUCCGGAUGACUCCACGAUCAGUGUUCCUUUAUGUGGGAUCUGUUCUUCUGAUAUUCUAUCUUUACACACGGAUUGUCUUCAUACCAAUAGAUAAAUCGAACGAAGCUUGCUUGGAUGGAGAAAUGUUGUGGUGGGAUCGUCAACGAGGUCGUACACUGACCACGUGUGGAUCGGGAAAACUUGCACCCAUUUUGACAGGCUCUUGUGAAAUGGCGGAACUAAAAGCCGCUCUCAAGCAAGCGAAAAAGUUACUGGGCGAAAACCAUAGUGAGGAUGCCUUGAAAGUGCUGCAGGAGUUUCUUGAUGAUGGCGUUGAAGACUACAUGAUGUUCUGCUUUGCCGCGUUAGCUUACGCCAACAUGGAUGAUAAAACCAAGGCUAAGGAUCUUUACGAAAAGAAAGAUCUGGGCAAGGAUUUGGUUCUAAUGGGAAAGAUUAUAGAGCGGUUAUCUAAAAAGGAUGUCCUCACAUCAACAGAGAGUACAUUGUUAGAAAAAGUCUUCGGUGAAGUAGAAAGUUCACUUGAAACAAACGCUGAGUGGAAUUUACAUUACUGCAGAUUCCUCUACAAGGUACUUCCCAUUGCACCUGUUAGAAUGCUUUCA
Molecule: messenger RNA, 915 nt
Organism: Cooperia oncophora
Lineage: Eukaryota; Metazoa; Nematoda; Chromadorea; Rhabditida; Trichostrongylidae
Source: the annotation of a GenBank genome assembly